Messenger RNA from Drosophila persimilis, 1122 nucleotides. RefSeq lists its product as uncharacterized. The coding region runs from base 1 to 1035 and encodes 344 amino acids. The record is from RefSeq and is a predicted model, not a curated record. The transcript is spliced from 2 exons. NCBI's taxonomy places the organism in Eukaryota, Metazoa, Arthropoda, Insecta, Diptera, Drosophilidae.
AUGAGCAGCCUAGUGAGAUUCCUUUUAUUGAGUGUGCUCUGCACCGCCCUGACCAGGGGGCAUGAUGGCGGACAGGAGACGACCAGUGAGGCAGCGUCUGCCACGGAAGCGGCCCGGGGGCUGGCGAGUAGCUACGAGCCGGAGGACAAGCAGUCCCUGAGGAAGAACUCUCACAUCUUCAUGGGCAUUUACAAGAACUACAAGAGCACCUAUCUGGGCAACAAGACGACCAGUGAGUACAAAAAGCGUCUGAGGGACCGCGUGGGUGCUUCCCAGAUAGCCAACAACGAGGCUGCCGAAGGCCCAGAGCCACAGAGCGACCAGGAGCAGCUGGAGGCUGCAGAUGUCCUGGCCCAGGAGCUGCGCCAGGAAGCCAAUGCCGAGGCCCUGCUCGAGGCCCAAACCGGGGCGCCCAUCUACGAUGACAACGAGACGUCAGCGGGCAAGAAGAGACGUAAACGCAAGCGCAAGGAUCGCAACAAGAGGCGUGAGGAAUCAGGUGCAGCAGAGACGGGGACAGCGACAGGGACAGGGACAGAGCAGCCCGAUCUGCAGUCUGAGGAUGAAACCAUACAACGCUACUUUGUGGGCCCUGGCCUCAAUGUCAGCCUGGACAUGAGCAAUGAUAUCGUGCACGUGAAGCUGGAUGGCGAGAACCUCAAGGAGAUCAUGGCAGCUCGUUGGCUGACCACGGAUAACAGCGAAGAAGGUCGCGGCAAGAAGUACGACAUGAUUACCAAAGUGCUGCCCCUCUUCAUCCUGCCCUUCCUCAUCCAGUCCGCUAUUGUGCCGUUCCUGGUGACGAAGCUUAAGCUGCUGCUGGUCAAGUCAAUCCUGGUGGGCAAACUGGCCAUCUUCCUUCUCAUAAUCUCGGCCAUCAAGAACGGCAACAAGAUGGUCCAGAGCUACGAGGUCCCGUCCUACUGGGCCGGCGAGCCGAGUCGGAGAUCCGAGCUGGCAGCUGCCGCCUCCUCAGCAGCCGCCGCCUACAACGGAUAUCGGGUGGAGGGCAAGCCGACCACUUGGAUUAGCUAAGAAGCACCGGGCAGUUAGUACAACAAUCUCAAAAUGCAUUAAGAUUCGAUUUUAGGUUGUAGGUCCUUUGGAAUAAACAUAUAGACA